Molecule: messenger RNA, 2235 nt
Organism: Radiomyces spectabilis
Lineage: Eukaryota; Fungi; Mucoromycota; Mucoromycetes; Mucorales; Radiomycetaceae
Exons: 7
Coding region: 89-2047 (652 amino acids)
Source: RefSeq, a predicted model, not a curated record
UGAUCCUGCAGAAGAAAAAAAAAAAUUGGAUGAAGCAGUAAAAAAAAGGGCUUACCGCACCGUCUUUUAGCUUGUUUAAUUGACAGGAAUGAGUGAAACAGAAGAUCCCCGACUGCCUGACAAGCAUCGGUCUUCGGAACCGAAGGACAUUGACAACGAACAAGACAUUCAAUCCACGCUAUCCGCUGUUCAAUCAAACGAUGCCAUCAAAUUCAUCAAAGGUCGCAUCAUCGCUACCAAUCGUUUGCUGCGCACCCUUGAAACAGCUAAGAAGGAGUCGAGCGAAGAUAAAGCUCGAAUUGCCAGCUUGGUUGAAGAAGUGGCGGCGUUGAACCAGAGCAAGCUGGAACUCGAGAAGGAACUGACUACGGCGCGAAUCGAUCUUGGCCGCCUUCGUGAAACAUCCAUCAAUGUCGAAUCUCAGCUCUCGGCGCGUGUGCAAGAAGUAGAAGCGCAGCUAAAAAAGUCUACCGACCGCGAACGCCAAGUGGAACCAGUCAAACAAAAUAACGGCAAGGAAGAUUUUCUUGUUGUCCAGUUGAAGGCCAGAGUCGACGAUUUGCAGGAGCAACUGAAAGAAAGCGAACAAAAGAUUCGCAAGAGAGCCAAUGCCGCCGCUAAGAGCAAAGAUGAGGAAAUCGCACGGUUAAAACAGGAACUGGCCAAGAAAGAAAGCGAAGCGAAACGCGCCGGUGAUGAGUUCAUGGAAAUCGAAGUUAAAAAUAUGAUGCUCGAGAGCGAUCUAACCGAAGCCAAGGAGGAUUUGGAGGCAGCUCAUAGCGAAUUAAACACACUACGGGAGGAAAUGCGUGUAUUGAAGGAACACGAAAAUAUAACGAACGACCAAAAUGACAACAAUACUCAUGAAGCACUUGUCGCAGCCCAUCGAGAAAUCACUGUGCUUCGAAACGAACUCGGCCAUAGAUACCAAGAAAACAAGAAACUGGCAGCCAAAUUGGCGAAAAAUGAAGAUCACUUAUCCAAACGCGAUGCCAUGGAAACCGAUAACGAUGUAAAUAAUGCAAACGGCCAAGUGCUGCACCUCCGCUCAAAAGAUAGACGCUCUGUUACUCCUGCUGGUCAGGGCCAACAACACCUGAUGAAUGAACUGAGGCGGUUGAUGGAAGAAAAUGCCAAGCUUCAUAAACAAAAGCGUGUAUUGCAAGAAAAAUUAACCGAACAAUUGGUGAUUAAUGCAGAAUCCCAAGCAGCUUCACUUUCAUUUCCAAGCUCGUCGCCGUCCUACCUCGUUUCAGAAGGAAGGCGCAUAUCCUACGACAAUGACUAUGAUAAGUCUUUUGAUGCUGGCAGCGUCGAUUUCCCCGCCUCAGUUUCUGACAUCUCACGCACUUCAUCUCGUUUCGAAGAAAAUGGACCUAAAUAUGCUGUCUGCGAUAAAACGCUCAAGCAGCAGUUGCACACUACACUUCCAGUGACCUCUUCACGACCUCAAACCGCGCGUAGCUCUCCUACACCGUCACCUUGCAGUCCUCUUCUUCAAAGCAAUCCACCACCGGCUUUUAAACGAAGUCUUUCCAUUGACACCAAUCCCAGCACGUCCUCUGCUUCCAGUUCUUCUGCGCUUCCUGCCGUCUCUUCGCCUGCUACACAAACUACGCCAUCCACAGGUGUGCCCACUACCGCCUCUACCAAUACCCUCACCAAAACAUCAUCAGCAGCAGCGAUGAAUGCUUCGACAAAGGCACUUUUGCGCGAUCAAUCUAUGGUCGUCCCGGAAUCCAGUGUCACCGUGCCAUCAUCUUCAAAGAUGACCAGAAAAGCCCGACCGUCAAAGCUGGAAAAGUUUGCAAAAGCCCGUUUACCGAGCAGCAUGGCGUCUCUUAGCCGUAAACGUACAACACCCACUCCAGAGAAAGCAUCCUCGGCCAGCGAAAAGAGAACGACUAAACGAGUGAAAAUGACUCCAAUUCCAGAAUCCGAGUCUAAAAUUGUCCCUAACACAGAUACAGUGACUUGUAGUGCUCAAGGCACGUAUCGAAGAAUUUGCAAAAGAAACGCCAGAUUAUAUUUCCCAGCAUUUCGAUGAGAUGAACGAAUUAGCGAAAGACAAACUCGAUUUGUUACUUGCAUGUCUGGAUGGCUUUUAUCAAUCACUCAAGAGCCACGGUAAUCCUAUCUCGAAGAACACAACCUUCACAUAUCUCCAAUAUGGUAUAACGAAUUACAUGCUGACCUGUCCGACGUGGUGGGAUCAUCGAGAAAGGAACAUUGCCU